AGAGCCCUGUGUUGAUGUAUAAAUAUUCGACUAACAGCCGUGGUGCUGUUUCACGACGUCCUGUAAAACACGAAUACCAUUGUAUAAUGUCUUGGAACAAAUGUGUGUGUUGCUGAGAUCUUGGGUGUUAGUUGUACACAUUGUAUACAUUAGACCGGAUUGUUGGCAACGUGAGCCGAUGCUGAGCCUAUCCAACAUGCUGUGCUUUGUUCAGAGUGAAUCGACUUCAAAAUGGUACGUUAACACGUCAGUUUAGAACUUAUUAUUAUUAUUUUUAAAAGUGCUCGGAUUUAUGGUACAAAAGACAUUGACAGAAAGAGACGUUUGCCGUUUGACGUAAAGAAAGAGACGUUUGGCGCAUUGACAUGGGCAGAAGGAGACUUUGACGUACUGACAGGGACAGAAAGAGAGAAGUUUGACACAUUGACAUAGACAGAAAGAAACGCUUUAACGUACUGACACUGACAGAAAGAGAUAGUUUGGCGUAUUGACAUAGACAGAAAGAAACGCUUUAACUUAUUGUAAACAUAAAAAUAGCACACACAUUCGUUUGCCGACGAAAUACUAUUUAAUAAAAAUCAAUAUUGACCAACCAGGGAAGAAAUUAAUUAAAAUUGAUUCUGUUCCCACUGUAACUCGUUGAGAUGGGAGACAAUGAAGAACAUAACAAACCCAUAUUGUACUUAAGAAUGGCUAGUACUUUUGAAUAAACAAAAUUUGAAAAAGACAUUUGUACCCUACAGUUCUUUAUAUGAAUUUACUACUGGCCGUUUCUAACAUCUUGAUCAUUUGUUAGUUAGUCAAUCUGAAGCAAGCUUGCCCUAAGAUACAAUUUUAUCAUCUGAUAUUUUAACAACUCGAACAACAAGUAAUUUUUGAAAACAUUGGUUCAACUUCAGUAAAUUCGAUAAUGUCGAAAUCUUGGUAAGUAUAUGAAAUGUCCAAACUUAAUUUUAUCCAAAUAUUCACGUCAACUAACAUCGAGACCUCCCUAGCAGCGGCGAUAACCCCAUUUGGAAAGACAGCCACAGUUGUGGUGAAGGAAAGCUAGAUGUUGACAAAACAAUCAUUUAGUUUUUCUAUUCAAUGAGGACAAUCGACUUUUCAUCAAACUUCCACCAAUGGGAGGAUUCAUGUGAACAAAAGCAGCUUCUUGAUGUUGUAAGCAAUGCUAUUCAUCUGACGAAUUCGAACGCCUUUGCUUGUUGGAUCAACUCUUCAUUGCCCUGCUUGACCAGUUGACCGUCUCCACCUAACAGUAACACACAAACCGUUCCGUUUCAAGUCAUGCGGGGGAUUCUCACGACUUGGUCGAGCAAUCAUGCGCGAAUCGGAAUAUUGGUUUUAACCAAAUUUCAACAUUUGGGAACACCUGCUUCAGUAUACUGUCAAAGAAUCAUUUUGUUUUUUGUAGGCCUUCAAACUAACGUUAUAAAUAUGAUUGACGCAGGUGUAUUCUGGGUGGUUGGUAUCGUAAAAUGUCACUUUAGGCCAGUGGUUCUCAACCUUCCUAAUGCCGCGACCCUAUAAUACAGUUCCUCGUGCUGUGGUGACCCCCAGCCACAAAAUCAUGUUCUUUGCUUCUUCAUAACAGUAGAGUACAUAUGUUUUCAGGUGGUCUUCGGCGACCCCUAGGAAAGGGUUGUGCGACCCCCAGAGAGGUCGCGACCCACAGGUUGAGAACCGCUGCUUUAGGCAAAUGCUUAUAUUUUCUAGUUGUAUUAACUUGCUUAUAACUAUUAAAAAAAAACUAUUUUAUGAUAUUGUUUAUUCCUCGUGUAUGCUGUAUGUUAUAUUUAUGUAAAUUAUUAAAAAAAAAACCCAGAGAGCGCUCAAAUGGCAUAUUAUAUGGGGAUCAGCUCUAUAAAUAGUAAAAUAAACUAGUGUCACUUGAGAUUCUCAAGAGUGUUAUGUUUCUUUAUGAUAUCUGUCUACAAAUGCCACCUACUAGGAAUUCAGCAAUGAGGUUAUGAAGUAGUGACCAGUGGUACAGAUACAUAAAUGUUCAAUUAAACAAAAUCUUUGUGUAGGCUUUUCUGUUUAACAAUAAACUGUUGCAGGAUUAAAAUGAUGAACAAAUUGAUCGAUUUGAAGUGGUCCUAAAACUAGACUCUUAGAACUAGCUUUAACAUAGUAUUGAGCCAGCGAUAGUUUACAAACAAUGCAUUCAUCUAACUUAAUUUAGUGCUGAACCAGACAAAACAAACUACCAAACUAACUAUAGCUUAGUGCUGAACCAGACAAAACAAACUACCAAAUUAACUAUAGCUUAGUGCUGAACCGGACAAAACAAACUACCAAAUUAACUAUAGCUUAGUGCUGAACCAGACAAAACAAACUACCAAAUUAACUAUAGCUUAGUGCUGAACCGGACAAAACAAACUACCAAAUUAACUAUAGCUUAGUGCUGAACCAAACAAACUACCAAAUUAACUAUAGCUUAGUGCUGAACCAGACAAAACAAACUACCAAAUUAACUAUAGCUUAGUGCUGAACCGGACAAAACAAACUACCAAAUUAACUAUAGCUUAGUGCUGAACCGGACAAAACAAACUACCAAAUUAACUAUAGCUUAGUGCUGAACCAGACAAAACAAACUACCAAAUUAACUAUAGCUUAGUGCUGAACCAGACAAAACAAACUACCAAAUUAACUAUAGCUUAGUGCUGAACCAGACAAACGAGCGCUAUCAAAACUAGCUCUCACUCAGUACUGAACCAGACAAAUCACUACCAGUAGACACACUGACACUACCAGACACACUAACACUACCAGACACACUAACACAACCAGACACACUAACACUACCAGACACACUAAAAAUACCAGACUCAACAACACUACCAGACACACUAAUACUACCAGACACACUAACACUACCAGACUCACUAACACUACCAGACUCACUAACACUACCAGACUCACUAACACUACCAGACUCACUAACACUACCAGACUCACUAACACUACCAGACUCACUAACACUACCAGACACACUAACACUACCAGACACACCAACACUACCAGACACACCAACACUACCAUUUAACACACAGACCACGCGUCACGCGUCCCUAUAACCUUGCACGCAGCACUGAUUAUAAUCUAUAAUACAACUGCUGCACUACAUUUCAUCAUCCCCUGGAUUACAUUACCUUAACCAGUGCUUGAUUACGGAUUAGUGAAGCAGGUUACGUGAUUCAUGGCACGUCGGUCUCAGGGUUAAUAAGGAAAUCAAUCGAUAUGAUCGAACUCAUUAAGUUACGAUGCUCUUUAUUGAAACUGGUUUUUUUUUUGAGGGGGGGGGGAGAGGGAUGACUUUAUGAAGUGAUAUAUUAAGUUGAAUAUUGACCUUCUUACAGCUGCCCAAAAUGAAGACAAAGCAUGUGCGGUUCUGUGUGUGGCUACCAUAUGGUGUGUACUCUGUGUGUGGCUACCAUCGUGAGCGACUCUCUGUGUGGCUACCAUUGCGUGUUGUCUGCGUGUGGCAAACAUUUCGAACCAUUGCGAGCGACUCCGAGUGUGGCUACCAUUCCAUGCAACUCCGUGUGUGGCUACCAUUACGUGCGAGUCCGAGUGUAGCUACAAUUGCUUGCUACUCUGUGUGUGGCUACAACUGCGAACAUGAAGGGUCCCACUUCUUGUAUAAGGACACCCUGUAGCAUGAAUGGCCCCCUCCUGGCUCAAGUCACUGCGUAACACAGAGAACUCCUUUCUUGCCAUGAUCCCUUUCACCAACAAUCUCUGUAGUCUAAUCUUAAAUAAUGAAACUCUAUAAGGAGAUUUUAAUGUUUUGGGAGAAAUUAAACAUAAUCAAUAAAAUAUACUUGAUUAACACAAAGACUUAUUGAAUAAGACGUUCCUUUGAAACAAUUUCUUUGCAUUCAAAAUCACACGCAUAUUUUAAAAAAAACCAAAAAACGUGAAACAACUUGCUCCCACAAAAAAAAAAAAAAAAAAAAAAAAAAAAAAAAAAAAAAAAAAAAAAAAAAAAAAAAAAAAAAUUCCUUUGAAACAAUUUCUUUGCAUUCAAAAUCACACGCAUAUUUUAAAAAAAACCAAAAAACGUGAAACAACUUGCUCCCACAAAAAAAAAAAAAAAAAAAAAAGAAAAAAUAAUUGCAUGCACGUACUUACCAAACAAUUUGUUCUCAUUCAAAGGUUCAAGUCGCGAAACAGCACCGCCCCGGAAACAUCCAUUCAGUCCAUGGUCAAGAUGGACCACAGCACAAUCUACAAGGAAAAUGUUGUAUUGGAGGAGGGACUUGCAGAGCAAAUCGGACAUCUCAAACGGGUAAUUUUUUUUACUGAUUGUCUCUGCGCAGCAAGUGUGCUGUUGUGCAUUGGGCAGUUUUGUUGGUUGUAAGUGCACAAAAAGUGUUUGUAUUCAUGUGCACAUAAGUUGUUUGGAAUUGGAAAAGGUCAAUAGGUCACCUGUUAGUUUUACAAUGACGUUCACAAAAAUGAGACAGGGCAACGUUUUUAACGAGUACCUACUAUUUCCCCAUUGAUGCCACUGUCUAAUGGGGUCAUGUCUGUAUCAUUUCUAGGAUGAGCGACGCCUGCUGGCAGAAACGGGGGAACAACUCGAAGAAAUCAGAAAGCAAAUGCAGGUCAUCAGCCGACUCCAGGAGGCAGUCAACAGCCGCAACCCUGCCGAUUCCACCGACUUCCUGUCCAGCACGCGGGCCUCGCGUUACGGCAACGACAGACAGGAGUAUGGAGACCACGGCAAGGGCAACCGUUCCCAGAUGCGGAUUGAAGCCGAGCGAGAGAAAUUCAGCUCCAAAAACUUGUUCAACGUACGGCGCGCCAAAUCAGCCCUGGGCUUCGAAACGUUGCCGCAAAAAAAGUUCUUCCAGCCGCCCGUCGUGGACAUGGAACCGUUUGACGUGUUUGUCCCGGAUACAACGGAGUCCAUUGAUGAAGCGCCCGCCUCUCUGCCCGAGCAGAAACCCCCUCCGCGCGCGAAAAGCGCGAAGGGUUACCUCAAGCCGACGUCAUCCUCGCAAAGCGGUAUGCGCCCGGUGACCGCCGGGUACGUCCGCGAGUCAAAGCCGGACGAUCUCCUCCCUCCCAGGGCUCAAACGGCCGUGAUCAGAUGUAGGUCACGUCGUGAACUCGAGCUGCUGAGCAGGGUGGCGCCGAAAGAAGACGAGAUCAUAAACACCUUCGAGAACAGGAAACGGAACAUGACGAUCAUCAGCGAGAAGAGGCGGAGGUCGCAGCUGCUGCAGCUGCGCAGCGAAAGAGAAAUUCUUGAGAGCAAAGUCAGUGAUUUCUUAAUGGACCUUGAGAGAUUCAAUCGCAACCAUCAGGCCAUCAAAUUGAUAAAACGGAAGGACACCCAAGGAGUUUUGUGAAUGGACUGCCACAGUGGACACAUAAGUUGCUCAAAGUGGUAGCAGUAUCAAGGUUGCCUUUUCAGCAAAACGUGAAGGGUUGCCUUAGAAGACAUUUCCCUAAUGUAUAGACAUAACUGAGCAGUUACAUGAUGACCAAUACUUUUAUUAACGCUGUUCAAGUUUUGAGGACACGUGUAUGCAAUUUAUGCUCAAUCCUAAUUUUGCGGGACGAUAUAUGAACUAAACAUGUCUUAAACAUAUUUUGAUAUAAUGUAAUUAUUGUAAGAAGCACAACUAAUUUAUAAUGUGAAUCAAGCAAUAGCUGGGUAUACUAACGCAUGAAUAUUAUAUAUACUGCGUAAAAAAUAAAUUGAGAGAUUAUGUCUAAUUUUAAAACUAAUACAACAAAAAUGUCUGCUCUAUGAUUUCUACGUUGUUUACACAUACGAUGCCCCAUGUCCACUUAUGGCAACAUUUUGGGCACCCCACUUUAACUUGGUUCAGCUAAAAAUACCAUUUGAUCAAGCAGUUUCUGACUGAAGUCUGGAACUAGUUUCAUUCUCAAACAUAUAUAUCAUAUAUAUCUGAAAUUCUUGUUUGAUAAGUCAACAAUGUAUUUUGCUUUGGGUUAUCUUAUGCUAAACUAAUGUAUCUUAGUUGCCCCCUUAUCUUAUGCUAAACUAAUGUAUCUUAGUUGCCCCUUCCUAAGAAUAUAAAAAUUGCAAAUUUUACAAUAACUGUAUAUGCUAUUUCCUGGAUGGAUCCGUGGGAAAGCAGGAAGGACCUUCUGGCUGUGUGAGGACCCUUGAAUUAAAAAUAAAUUAUUCAGUGUAGUGAGGAAAAAAAGAUCAUCUUAUAAGUUAUUUCAUAACUUUUGGUGAUCGAACAUGUCAUCCUAUUUCAUGACUGUUGGUGAUCAGCUUUUAGGUUUAGUAACAGCUUCUGACGCCAACUCAAUUUAUUCAAAAGCCUCCUUCCCAAAGGCUUAUGUGGUCGUACCAACUCAAUUUAUUCAAAAGCCUCCUUCCCAAAGGCUUAUGUGGUCGUACCAACUCAAUUUAUUCAAAAGCCUCCUUCCCAAAGGCUUAUGUGGUCGUACCUGAACAAGGUACUGAAGAGCCUCGUACUUUCAUAAAAUGUUCAUUGCUCAAUAUAAUAUAAAUACGAAUAACCUGUGACAUACAUUUUCUAUAUUAUAUAUGGAACUUUUCUACAAUGUGAAAUAUGCACGGCAACGCGCACGAGUCUUGAUAAGCAUGGUUGUGUGUAUUGAAGUACAGUGGAACCCCGCUAUAACGCGAUGAUCGGGGUCCAUCAAAUCGGAUCGCGUUAAAAGCGGGGUUGCGUUAAUGCACGGUUUUACAAUAUUAAACCGGACGAAAGCCUCGUUUUCGGCAUUAAUUUCGAUACCAGUUUGAACGUGGUGCGUUUAGGGGCUCAUUUUGUACGAUAUUUUGAAAAAGUUGUGAUUUUUUUCGCUUUAAAAAAUGGCUUACCAAGCAAUGGCUAAAAUUUUCAAAGAACUUAGGCCUGAUGGAGUAAAUGAAUUUCAAAUUUCGGGAGCCAUGCUACGACCGCGUUACAUUCGAAUUCGCCUUAUGGCGGGGCGCGUUAUAGCGGGGUUCAACUGUAAUUCUGCUUGAGAGACAUUUAUUCCAAUUGAAGUGUGUGUUUGUGGUUCGGUGUUUGUAGUAAGUGGGGGAAAAAAGGGGGGCGAGGGGUAGAAUGAUGUUGAUUGCCUUCUCUUACAAAAAAACAACAACAAACCAACAAAUCUCAUUUUGACCUGUAUAAUAAUAAUAAUAAUAAUAAAGUUCAUUUCAAAAACACGCUUCCUCCCCAAAGGCUCGAAACGCGGUACAAAGUCAAAAAAACAACAACAAAUCUAUAGUUUACCACAUUUAAAACAAACGCAACACGACAAAAACUAAGUACAAGCAUACAAUGUCAAAGUCUUUCUAGCCAUUUCAACCAUAAGCAACACAGCCAUUAUGCAUUAACUGGAAAAUAAUGUUGACAAUCAUCCCAGAAGGUGUUUGCGAAAUAGAUGUGUCUUUAAAUCGGUUUUAAAGGACUCCAGUGUCUGGUUGUUUCUGAGAUCGACAGGAAGGGCGUUCCAAAUUAGUGGACCAGCAAAUGCGAAAGUGCGAGGACCCUUAUACAAAUUACUUGCUCUGACGUUUUAUUUCAGUUUUUCGUGAUUCAUUUGUGUUAAGUAAAAUUCAUCACAGUUAACAUUGGCCGAUGCUACUACACCUGGUCGAGCCGUAUCUGCCCGUCGGCCAUAACAACUGGUCGGUGCUAAUAAUAAUAAUUUGUAAUUGAAGUUCCCAGCUAGUCUGGGGGAAAUGACCUCACUGGUCAAGUAAAGCAACUGUUCUUUAGGAGCAGAUAGAAAAAUUUAUUAAAAAAAAAACAACAACUUAAAACGAAAAAUCGGGGAAGAGGGAAUAAAAAGAAGAAAGGAUUUCCAAAAUAUUUUCUUUUAAAGCUCCCAUAGAAAAAUACGCAACGUAAACAAUAUUGAGAGUGUAAAACUACUUUGUGACGAGUUCAGAUUAGCCUGUCUUGGUUCAGAUUAGCCUGUCUUGGUUCAGAUUAGCCUGUCUUGGUUCAGAUUAGCCUGUCUUGGU
This is a messenger RNA of Lymnaea stagnalis (great pond snail), 7978 nucleotides long. Lineage: Eukaryota; Metazoa; Mollusca; Gastropoda; Lymnaeidae. The record is from the annotation of a GenBank genome assembly.